Messenger RNA from Gossypium arboreum, 1537 nucleotides. RefSeq lists its product as uncharacterized. The transcript has 5 exons. The coding region runs from base 361 to 1227 and encodes 288 amino acids. NCBI's taxonomy places the organism in Eukaryota, Viridiplantae, Streptophyta, Magnoliopsida, Malvales, Malvaceae. The record is from RefSeq and is a predicted model, not a curated record.
AGGGGUGGAUGGGAUACUAACCUAAAACCAAGUAGCCUGAGAAAUAAUUUUUAAAGAUACACAUUUUUGGUAAAUAAUUAAAAUUUAUUUUUAUUUAAUUUUCAAGUGAAAGGAAACCUAUUUUGAUUAGAUUUAUUCAUUUUUCAGUCAGUUAUUCCUCCCGCUUUAACAAAACAUAAAAAUUAGAAAAGAAAAGAAUCGUCCAAACGCAACGAUCCCAAUCGUAGCUUGCCCGCGUGCGCCCUUUUUUUCUUCAAACUUCUGACUUUAGAAAGCUCUCCGAUCACCGGAUAAAUGAUUCCGGUGACCGGUACACGUACAAAUCUCAUCUAGCUUCUGUUGAUUAACGCCUUUGAAUUUAUGGAUUCACAAGAACUCCCCGAUAAUGGUAACAAGGGUUUUCGCUACAUGUUACUUCGAAUCGCUUUUGCCCUUCAUUUCCCCAUCUUCGUUUUCUUUUUGUUAUCAUUUCUAGUCUGUCUCCUUGCUAUUUUCAUGGGGGAGCUAUCAAUUUCAGAUCCGAUUUCCAUGCCCACACAAUGCAAGAUAGUCUCUAGCAGUGUGGAUAUUAGGUCCUCGAAGGUUUGUGAGCUUGGAUUAUUGAAUUAUAAAGCAAAACAUGUAUUUUAUAGUUCCGAGAACAGCAAAUUUAGAUGUCGAUAUGAUUACUACUGGACUUCAGUGUUUAAGGUUGAGUACACAGACCAUUCUUUGGAUCAGAUGCAACUUGCCUUAACAGAGGCACCGAAUGAAGCGCUUCCUGUAAGUUGCAGGCCUGACUUUGGUGUUGCUUGGUUGACCAAAGAUAAGUUCAAGGUAAAUGAAACCUAUGACUGCUGGUACAUAUUAGGUACUACCACAGUAAAGAUGUAUAAUGAUGGUUUUUUCAGUUGCCAAGCAAAAGAUCCAUCUUUAACUGAGAUGAUGAAGCGAUAUCUAAUAUUAUCCAUAAAGAUUUUGAAGUCUUGGUUUUCCAGCGAGGGGUACGCUAGAUAUUGGAAGUCAGAAGCGAUAGCUGGUAUUGUUACUGGAUUUUCAACAUCUAUAAUCACUAUCAGCUUCAUUAGAACCCUACAACAUAUGAAGUCUUGGUUGCCUCAAGCCAUUAACACACUCCAUAUAAAGCGGGUUUGUUUUCUACUGGUAUACUUUUCUGUCAUGGGUUGGCUGGCAUCUCAUUAUUGGAGGAGGCUCAGUAUCCCAUUUAUUAAAGCUUUUAACUACUAGGCAGCACUCAUUUUUUAUGUGCUAUUUUCCCCUGGGAAUGGGUUUGCAUUGACUCAUGCAGCUUUCCCUCUUGAAAGAUGUAAGCUUGAGUGGUUACCUGAUCUAUUGGAACAACACUUAGAUACAGCUUGUCUAAUUACAAGGAGCAGAGAGAAAGAUAAAAUAGUCGUAUUCUGAUGUAUAAUAUGUAUCACUAUAGUCAAGAGAUUCAGGAGUUCACAGUACAUGUUCUAUUCUCCGCAUUCAAUACUCUGUAUGGAACAUGAUUAUGAGCGAAAUCCCAUAUUUUUCCAUUUUCUGUGGGUAAGAA